GCUUCGGGGGCUGUAGGUUUUUCUCGGCCUGCGCCUACAAAGGCAGUUCCUGCGUGGAGUAGUUGCGGACGCAUCUUCCUGAUUCUUGGACCGCCUGCUGCGACAGGAGCGGACGUCUCCCGGCCCUUCGGCCUCGAGGUUCCAGAAGCAGAAGGGGCCCUCCUGCACUGCAAAGGAAGCUGGGAGUUGCUGCCAUGAAGCAUAUGUUGAACCUCUAUCUUCUUGGUGUGGUGUUGACCCUGCUGUCCAUCUUCAUUAGACUGAUGGAAUCACUGGGGGGCUUAUUGGAGAGCCCAUUGCCUGGGAGCCCCUGGACCACCAGAGGUCAACUAGCCAACACAGAGCCUUCCAAGGGCCUUCCAGACCAUCCAUCUAGAGGAGUGCAAUAAAACCUCCCUCUGGGUGCCAGCCGUACUUUGGCACACUGACCUCAGAUGUCCAUCCAGGUGUUCCAUUUCUAAGACUCAAGACCAGUGUCUCCAAAGAACUAUUAGGCCCGGAAGGCCCUGUUUGUAUGCUCCUUGCCCUGGAAAAAGCCUGUUUAAUGCACAGGUGUGAGUGGGUUUUCUGGCUGUGGAAUGUUCUCACUCUCCCAGGGUCCGAUGUAUGCUUUACUGUCCACAGCAGUGUAGCUUGGACACCUUGUGCUGCAGCAUCCAAGAACCAUCCAAGAGGGUUCCUUUGGACAUGAGUAUCUUCUGGUUGGUUUAUUUAGUGUUCAGUCUGUUCUAUGAGAGUUCUGUUUGGAUCACAGUUGAGGGCUGUAAGGAGGGGAAAGAUGGAAUAAUAUUCAAUGUCUAAUUCUCAGUUUUACAUUUAAGUUCUUCCUCCAAUAUACUGUGCAUGUGUUUGUAUAUAAUGGACCAAAGAGGGCAGUGGGAUGACCAGGCCUGCUCAGGGUGUGGGUACUCUGGCCACUGUGUGGCUUAAGUGAAUUUUUCUAAUGCAAUAAAGGUAAAUAUAUAUUUCUA
Messenger RNA from Nannospalax galili (Upper Galilee mountains blind mole rat), 971 nucleotides. RefSeq names its product hypoxia inducible lipid droplet associated (gene Hilpda). Lineage: Eukaryota; Metazoa; Chordata; Mammalia; Rodentia; Spalacidae. The coding region runs from base 195 to 389 and encodes 64 amino acids. The record is from RefSeq and is a predicted model, not a curated record. The transcript has 2 exons. Gene Ontology annotation, biological process: autocrine signaling; positive regulation of lipid storage; positive regulation of cell population proliferation. Gene Ontology annotation, cellular component: lipid droplet.